Molecule: messenger RNA, 4545 nt
Organism: Myotis myotis
Lineage: Eukaryota; Metazoa; Chordata; Mammalia; Chiroptera; Vespertilionidae
Gene: STYX
Product: serine/threonine/tyrosine interacting protein
Exons: 11
Coding region: 336-1007 (223 amino acids)
Biological process (GO): negative regulation of protein binding; regulation of ERK1 and ERK2 cascade; protein dephosphorylation
Cellular component (GO): nucleoplasm; cytoplasm
Molecular function (GO): protein tyrosine/serine/threonine phosphatase activity; F-box domain binding
Source: RefSeq, a predicted model, not a curated record
CGGGGAGGGCCGGAGGAAAAGGGAAGACGGUUGUGGGGCUCGUGGUAGUACCCCUGUCUGGGCCGCCUGCGGGGCACGGGGACUCCGGGGGAGGGAGACCGCAACAGCAUGGCGGCCGGGUAUGAGCCGCCCCACCCGCCUCUGCCCCUCUGUCGCCGCCGCCGCCGCCGGAGCCGCCGGGACCCUCUGGUCUGCGUGUGUCAGUUGUAAGGCCGCCGCCGCCCGCCAGCCCUCAGUCCGCCGGCCCUCCUUCCUCUACCGCCGCUGCCGGCCCGACGGUCGGGCUGGCGAAUCACUCUACUCCCACCCCACCCACCAGUCCGUCGGCCGGGAUCAUGGAGGACGUGAAGCUGGAGUUUCCCUCGCUCCCGCAGGGCAAAGAAGACGCCGAGGAGUGGACCUACCCUAUGAGACGAGAGAUGCAGGAAAUUUUACCUGGAUUAUUUUUAGGCCCAUAUUCUUCUGCUAUGAAAAGCAAGCUACCUAUACUACAGAAACAUGGAGUGACCCAUAUCAUAUGCAUAAGACAAAAUAUUGAAGCAAACUUUAUUAAACCAAACUUUCAACAAUUAUUUAGAUAUUUAGUCUUGGAUAUUGCAGAUAAUCCAGUUGAAAAUAUAAUACGUUUUUUUCCCAUGACUAAAGAAUUUAUUGAUGGGAGCUUACAAACUGGAGGGAAAGUUCUUGUCCAUGGAAAUGCAGGGAUCUCCAGGAGUGCUGCCUUUGUUAUUGCAUACAUUAUGGAAACAUUUGGAAUGAAGUACAGAGAUGCAUUUGCUUAUGUUCAAGAAAGAAGGUUUUGUAUUAAUCCUAAUGCUGGAUUUGUUCAUCAACUUCAGGAAUAUGAAGCCAUCUACCUAGCAAAAUUAACAAUACAGAUGAUGUCACCACUCCAGAUAGAAAGGUCAUUAUCUGUUCAUUCUGGUACCGCAGGCAGUUUGAAGAGAACACAUGAAGAAGAUGAUGAUUUUGGAAGCAUGCAAGUGGCUACUGCACAGAAUGGCUGACUCAAGAGCACCAUAGAGGAUGUGAAUUUCUAUUUGGGAAGGAGGAAACACUAGAGACAAUACUAAUGUAAAGUGGUAAAAACACAAGUAGUUUCUUUUCAAUUAUAUGUUGCUUCCAGAUGUGUUUCUCUACAACUUAUUAAGCAACAUUGUAAGAUUUCUGCAAUAGAUGGCACUGAUGGUUUUACUCCUUUUCUUUUUAUUAACACUUUACAGUUUUAUUAUAAACUAAAAUUUUGGACUUGCAAAGAGGUAUUAUUGCAAUAAUGCACUUUUCAUACUUGAAAUUUAUUUGUAUGAUAUAAAGUUACUACUUUAAACAUAAUGCAAAGUUAGGGGAAUUUGUUUAUAAAAUUUGGGUAAUUUGUAACAAAAGAAUUUCCUAAAGUUUGCUAAAAAUUCAUUUUGUGUUCUAUAUAUUACAUUUAAAAAAUAAUUUUACAGUUCAAUUUUAUGAUGGAGCCUCUUACAGAAACAUUAACAAAUGCAGGAACCUGUCACCUUUCUUUUUUAUUAUAAUUAAAUAGCUUAAUUACCUUUUUAUUUUUUAAAACAUCUUGAUCCCUUAUCACUAAUCUUGAAAUCAUGACAAUAAGCCAACUAUUCUUACUUUAAGAUGAUCCAAGUAUUGCUUCCUUUCCUAUUACCUUUCUAAUUUAUUUAGUCUAUAGAAGAAAAAUAUUUAAUGAACAAAAGAUGCAUUGCUUUAUACCAGAUGCUCAAAAACAAGGAGAGUUUUAGAUUUUCAAGUGACUUUCUUUUCACAUUUCUUAGAAGCCAAAUGUUGUGUUUGUUCUUUUUAGAGUUGCUUAGCCCAAUUUUCUUUGUCCAAAAUGGUUCUAAAUAGACUAUAAUAAACCAAUGUAGCACCAUUUUUUUUCCUAAAUGAAUCCCAAAAAAGAAAAGUGCCUUGCAUCAUUAAAAAAUAAAUAAAUCCUCAUGACCUCUAAAUGAGUAUGUAUAACAUUGAAAAAUUUUUAACAUUUUUCUUUAACUUUUUAAACCCAUAAAUUAGUUUAAACUGAAAGUCUGAGGCUUGAAGAAACUUCAGUAAAUAAUUUGGAAAUAUUUACUCCUUUAUUUUAUAUUAUCCUAAUAAUUCUUUGAGGUUGUUCUGGCUCAGACAGAAGCUUUUCUUUGAAGUUGCAUUUAUUGAGGAAAAUGAUUUGUGGGAGACUUUAGUGUAUUUUAAAUUCGUGUAUGAAUCAGUUCUUUAUAUUGAGUUAAUCCAAAUUUGCCCUAUAAUUUGCAUUAGCAAAGUCACUUUAUGGAUCCAAUUUCUCCAUUUUUAUUUAUAAAUAUAUAUAUAUAUAUGUAUAUAUAUAUGUAUGUAUAUAUAUAUAUAUGUAUAUAUAUAUAUAUAUAUAUAAAUUGUUUUAACAAAAACACUUUUGAUAUUUUAAGUACAAUGUGAGGGAGGAGUGUUUUAACUUUUUAUAGUUGAUGAUUUAGGUUAGCACAAGCAAAACUCCUUUCUCACUUUUCUCAGUCCUCACUUGAGGUGCUUUACUGAUGGGAAUGAUUUCCAUACAUUCCCUUGGUACCAAGAGGUACUAUGCAAAGUGACAUUACACCAAGUUACUUGCUAGGCUUUCUUCCCUAAAAUGUAAUAAUACAGUAAAAGUGUGUUUUAUCAAGCAUAGCAAGAGUAAAUUAAUUAAAAUUGCUUUGUUAAUAAGAGUCAAUUCCUGUUGACCCAGGUGGUAUUCCUCUUCUGAUUUCCCUUCCCUUUCUCUAUUUUAUGACCCUGAAAACAACAUGUUAAUUCCAUGUGGUCUGUAUUUUGUUGUGUGAUUAUGUCAUUUGGUGUGGUUGGCUAGUUGAGUCAGAAUUUGCACUGAGUGUUCAGAAAUUCCAGUUGGUAAAGUGCCAGAUAACACAGCUUCCCUGUAAAUAGAUCACUAUUGGAUAAGUCAGCAAAGAUCUCUCUUGUAAUCUAAUAAUAUAUGAUGCUUCAUUCAGCAGAAAGUCUGCUCAAAAGGAUCUUCAUAGUAGUACAUUUAGGCUUUAAAAAUGAGGUAAAGAUUUUUAAAAUUAGUUUCUUAGGUAUACAUAUCCUCUCUAGUAAGUUGGGCCAAAAAAAUACAGAUUUAGUUAUUUUUGCUGAUCAUUUUCCAUUUUUUCUAACCACUAUAAUUUUUAUGUUCUCACUAAAGUGCCUGCCCAGCACUGUACAUUAAAGACUCUCUAUCACAACACUAGGAAAAGGGACUGUCAUGAGUACAAUAUUAAUGUGGACAAAAUGAUGUUAUUCUUUCCUUCAUGUAAGAACAUUGCAAGUUCAUUUUAUCUGGGAUCCGUUCUUCCACCUAAUGUUUAACUAGUUCUGGUAGCUCUUCCAGUCUUUCUUCUAUUUAGUUCCAUUUCUAUGCUUUAUUUCUACUGAUGUUUUGUGAUAGUUAACUCUGAUACAUUUAACCAAUCAUGACUUAUUUUCUAGAAUAUUUGAAUAAUGUAUAAGUGGCAUAGUUCCCAAUUUUAAACAUUAAAUAUGUCAUCUGGGCAUAGAAUUUAAAGUGAAUUUGCCUCAAAACAUAGGACAACUGUUUUAUUGUCCAUUUUGAAAGUGAGAAACUUAAAUAUUGAAAAUAUUCAAACUGGAAGGCAGUAUUCUAACCUAAUAUCAGUUAAUUGGUUUAUAUUAUUUUAUCUAUUAGAUAUUUUAAACAGCAGUUACUUUUAUUUGUAUCUACUCUAUGUUGGAAAUGUUAAAUCGUGAUAGCUUUUGCUACAAACUCUCAACCACUUAAUUUUUGGAGUAGAAUAUGUAUUUCAGGGGGAUUUUAUUUCAGCUGAAUUUAGAAGUAAUGUCAAAAUGUUAAGCAUGUCCUUUUUAAGAAAAUAUACGGUUUCUAAUUGUCUUAUUACCCUGGUAAUUCAAGUGAAUUAGAAGUAUUCAACUGCAAUCUUGAAUUAUAAAGUUGGGAUGCAUAUAUAUGCAUAUAUAUCAGAGUCUCAACUGAUGUAAAGUAAAUGAGCAGUUACCUGGUGAAUUCUUUUUUUUUUCUUUCCCCAAUAACUGGCUUAACCUACACUUCCACAACAAACUUAGCUUCACUUCACUUCAGUAUUUACUUUAUUGUUGUUCAUUGAACAGUGCUCCAAAAAGGAAUCAUUAGGAAAUAGCUGAGAAUUAUUAAAAGAUUUUAUUUUAUGUUUUGGUCAGAAAAAUGUUUCUAAGGUCUUUGAAUGCUGGAUUUCUUUGUCUUACCCAUCCAUGGCAGCUAAAAAAAAAAAAAAAAAAUCACUCAAAAUAUUCAGGUUUACAUGUUAGCUCUCUUUAUAGGGAGUUGCCAUACCUCACAAUUCAAAGUGUAUUCUAUAGAUCAGUACAUUAUACUGACAUGUAAUUGCAAUUUACUAUGCAGCAAAAAUUCAAGAAAAAUAACCUAGUGUCUACUUACCUUUGUAUAGGCAAUUGCUUAAGUUACUCUGCUUUUAACAUUUGUACUUAGACAAAAUGCUUAUGUAUGUAUAGGAAUGUCACAGUGCGAAAUGCUGCUAGCCCAGACACAAAGUAUUAAAAUUAUUUUGUGAA